ACAAUUUUGUAAAUUCACAAUCUAAUCUUCUUAUAAACCUAAACCAAAAGUUUCUUACAACCUGAAACCACGUAAAGCUCAACAGAUUCCAUCAAUGGCGGAGGUCACCUACCUUCGUCUUCACGAACUAGAAGACGAUCCCAGCCACCCUGACCAAAGCCUAGUCCUUGACUCCUUCCCCUACUGGACCCCAUACGACUUCGACCUCUAUGCUUCCGAUCCCGAAUUCCCACCGUCCGAUAACUCUAUCCAUGCACAUAUCACUGUCCACGAAGACGAGCUUCUAUCCCAGCACGAAUCCAACAUCAACGUACGGUGCUUAGACGAUGACGAAAACGUUUCGGAGCUUGGUUCGAUUGCCAACGCCGAUAUAUUGGACCGCGAGAACCAGGUCAAUUUCGUCAUCGAUCUCUUCCACCAACGUGUCGAGCAGUCUCAGGUAAUGGGUCUAAGCGAUUUGGUAACUGAGGCACUUGACGAUUCGAAUUUUGGGGUGAUUGAGGGAAAUUGCGACGUGGGUAUGGAUGGUUUAGACUUGGAUUUAUGUUUAGGGAUAGAUAUUGAUUUAGGAAUGGAUAGACAUUGUCUGGACGUUGAUGGUGACGAUGAUUUCUUCGUGACGAGGAGGGUUUCUGGUUUAGAAUCUGGCGAGGCAUCUUCUUCUAGUGUAAGAGAGGCGGACGCCUUCGAUACCUGCAUUCGACUUGUUGGGUAUGGCUCUGAGUCAGAUGAAGAGGAUAUUGGUGUUAUUGGAAUUGAUGUACAGUCUGAGGAAGCUUAUGAUUUGGACCAUACACACGAGGAGAACGAUGAUGAUACAGGUAUUCCCCUUUGCUGGGAUUCGCUUCAAUUAGAGGAUCACAGAGAAACCAUUGAAGAUUUUGAGUGGGAAGAAGUAGACGGUCGGAUUGAUGAGAGAGAUGUGUUAAGUAUGUCUAUGGAUGCUGAUCGCAGAGGAUCUAUUUCUGCUUCGCUCUCUCGCUCAAUUCCCCCUUUAGAGGAGGAGGAAGAAAUAAGUUUGGAGAGGGAAGUUGGUUUAGAAAAUUUGGAUUGGGAAGUUCUGUUGAGUACUGAAAAUUUGGAUACAAACCCAGAAAAUGAACCUUAUUUGAGUGAACAUGAUUAUAUUUAUCCUGCAGAAUAUGAUAUGUUGAUUGGGCAGUUUAAUGAGACCCCGACAGAUAUGGGCCGGCCUCCUGCAUCUGGAACUGCUGUUAAGAAUCUUCCUUCAGUUGUUUUGAGUCAAGAGGAUGUAAGGAAUAACAAUGCACAUUGUGCUGUUUGUAAGGAAGAAAUUAAUGUUGGGGAACAAGCCAAACAGCUGCCUUGUUCUCAUCUUUAUCAUGGUGAUUGUAUUGUGCCAUGGCUGGGCAUUAGGAACACUUGCCCUGUCUGUCGCUAUGAGUUGCCCACUGAUGAUGCUGAUUAUGAGCUUAAGAAAACACUAAGGACUACACGUCGCCUCUGAUUUGUUCAUAUACGUUUGGGUUUGUAGGAAAGAUGAGAGAAGAAAUACACGGCUAAGCAUAAUCUAAUUGGAAUUUCUUUUGUCAAAAGAGUUCACAAUAAGGAAAUUAAGCUGGCAAGGUCGAAAAUGGAUUCAGAUAUUGUUUUUAGGUUUAAUUGAAGCAUUUGCGAUCAUAUCAACUUGGUCUUGCGAAUCAAUGCUCAACAAUUGCUAAUCGAAGAAGUAGGAAUUGUAAGUUUGUCAUCUCAGUAUGAGCUCUUGGAUUUAUAAAAAAAAAAAAGCAAUUUUGAAGUGCCAGGGCGUAUUAGUGGUAGUACUGCUGUUAUUAUUUUAAUUUUUACGAAAGUUUUGUAUAGUUGCCUUAUGCGUUCCUCAUAGACUUCGAUUAAAUUUUUUUUUGUUUUGUUGGAGAAAGAAAUGGUUUGGUGGCUGUUGCAUGUAUGUAUGUGUGAGAGAUAUAUUUAUAAUAUACUAGAAAGGUACUUCAUAAUUUAUUUAUAAUUUCUUGGGGGUGCUAUAAAAGUUUCUUAUUAGUACUUGAAUCAA
Cannabis sativa is the source of this 2014-nucleotide messenger RNA. RefSeq lists its product as uncharacterized. The transcript has 2 exons. Bases 95 to 1468 code for a protein of 457 amino acids. Gene Ontology annotation, molecular function: ubiquitin protein ligase activity. The record is from RefSeq and is a predicted model, not a curated record. Gene Ontology annotation, cellular component: cytoplasm. Gene Ontology annotation, biological process: protein ubiquitination. NCBI's taxonomy places the organism in Eukaryota, Viridiplantae, Streptophyta, Magnoliopsida, Rosales, Cannabaceae.